This is a messenger RNA of Ogataea angusta, 1734 nucleotides long. RefSeq lists its product as uncharacterized. Lineage: Eukaryota; Fungi; Ascomycota; Pichiomycetes; Pichiales; Pichiaceae. The transcript has a single exon. The record is from RefSeq and is a predicted model, not a curated record. The coding region runs from base 1 to 1734 and encodes 577 amino acids. Gene Ontology annotation, molecular function: protein binding.
AUGAACAUGGACCCUUCCCUGGCAGCCAAAGCUGCCGUCAGGAAACAGUCUAGCCAGACAGCCUCGGCCAACGAGAUUGUCCCGCACACCUCGUCUCUAGCCCGCAUCAAAAAAGCCAACCCGCAGCCAAUCCUUCGAAACCAGCACCCUCGCAAGAGCGAUGGCUCGGCCAGCAGCGUGUCAUCCGUGCGAACAAAACAGAAUUCGGUGCCGACCUCUGCAGACUGGGCGAAAAGACCGUCCACCCCUGGUAAACAUGCCCUGCGUACGACUUGGGACUCGGUCAACAGCAACAGCUCGUCUGCAGCGCUAGCUGCCGCUUCGCUCGUCGCCAAGUCGAGGCCAUCGCUCAUGGUAUCAACGAGCCAGCCGAAACUCUCCACGACGCCUGAAAAUUUGUCCUCCCCAUCUAUUAGACCUGUCCCCAUGAGCCUAUCGUCGCAUUCCAUUCCGAACCUAAAGUCGCCUAAUUUCGGCACAGCCAAGCCAUUGAGCCCCAACGACCCCAUCCCGCCGCAUCCAGAAUUCUACUCUGACCCGCUUUCCAAAAGUCCGUACAACAACUCUUCUCCUAACCGUUCUGCCAAGUCGUCAGUGCACAGCCUGAGUUCCUCUCUCAAAGAUGACAUCAAGCUGCUAUCUCCGCCACCCAAAGUGUCUCAUGACGGAUCUAUCAGCACGUCCAACUCGUACUCGUCCCUCUCGCUGCCAAUGAUCUCAGAGGACGAAGAUUACCUCUAUAAAGACGCUCCUGAAGAGCCGUCAUUCAGCUGCAGCAACUGGGACCUCAGCUACGACUUCCCGAAACACACAUUUCACCAGCUGGCCGAGCCGGCUACAAUAGCUGACUAUUACGACCAGAACCCUUCGGACAACGAGAAACUCGACACGAAACGCCCGCUGUCCAGAAAGCCACCUCCAGCGGUGGAAGUGAAUGAAAGCACCUCGAUUCUGAAAGAGCCGUCUUCUGCAGAGCCCGACGUUGACGAAGUACCCGCCAGUGGAGACGAGGCGCUGCCCCAGUAUCCUGUUUCCCCAGUCGCUGAGUACAGAUUGCCUCACCAUCACCAUGGACUGGUGAGAGGGGCGCAUGGCAAGAAGUUCCAGCGGAUGCUGGGUUUACAACGACACGACUCGAGCCAGUCGACACAUCCCGUGCCUGCUGAGCAGGAACAGCAUCUAAAGUUCAAAACGACUCUUCGGAAGGAGAAACAUACGAAGAAAAGCUUUAACGAGGCGAAACCAUGGAAGCAUCACAACGAUGCUAAUUACGUGACCGAGGAAGAGAAAAAACGAUACGAAGGAGUGUGGGCAGCCAACAAGGGCUCCUAUGUGGACGACAAGGAGGAAAGCAUUGUGGCGGACGCCGGCAAACGGAUCCACGGGCUGGUCGUUAGAGAGCUCUGGCGUAGGUCGAGACUGAGCGACGAGACUUUGGAACGGAUCUGGGACCUUCUGAUUGAACAUCGCAAAAAAGAGUACUUUGCACGCCAGCAAGACCAGGACGAGCAGCACGACGAUCUGGAGUUCGACGACGGUACGCUGACGAAGGAAGAGUUCAUCCUGGGAACGUGGCUCGUCGACCAGUGUUUGUACGGGCGCAAACUGCCACCCACGAUCCACGACGAGCUGUGGAACAGCGUGGAGACGCGCGCGUCUGUGAUUGUGAAGCCGAAAAAGGGCAAUAACAGACGCAAAAGAGAAAAAAUGCUGAAAAAAGUUGGUAUGGCAUGA